UGAAACGGAGCGGCGCUGCUUCCCACGGAGCUCCGAAGUGGGGCGGGAGAGAGGGAAAAAAAAGCGAAGCUGGCUUCUCCCGAGGCAGGAACUUUUUGGCUUAGCGUCGGCGCCAUGCUAUGGAGAACCGCGGCUCGGCAGUCCUGAGUUUGGGGCAACUUUUUGCUCCCUUCGGGGAGCACCAGCCUAACGCAGAAGCUGCUUUAGCCCCAGCAUGGCGAGAAGACGCCGAGGAGGAGGAGGAGGAGGAGGAGGCGACGGCAGCAGCGGAGGAGAACCAGCAGCAACCGCGGGACUGCACCGCGGCAGCCGCCCGGGAGAAAGACGAGGAGGCUCUGCUGGAGAGGCGCCGUCGCCACGGCCGCUCCUUCUCGCUGCCGGACAGCCCUUCUUUGGCAGCGGCGCGGUUCUUGCAGAGGCGGCGGCUGCCGGGCGAGAGCGACGGGAGCGAGGAUGACGAGGAGGACGGGGCCGCUUCGCCGACGGGGGGCCUCCGCGGCUGCUGCACCAAGUGCAAGAAGCGGGUGCAGUUUGCCGAUUCCCUGGGCUUGUGCUUGGCCAGCGUGAAGCAUUACAGCGCGGCCGAGGAGCCGCAGGUGCCCCACGCCGUGCUUUCCCGCUUGCAGAGCUUCCCCAUGAGGCACAGGGACUUCGAGGACUUCACCGCCGCCUUGGCCGAGUUGGGGAGUUGCGCGUCGGCGUCGUCUUUUCCUCGGCCUCCGCCUCAGGUCCCGCUCCAGCUCGCGCCCCCGUUGGAUGGGGCGGACAAGCAAAACGGCGCCGAGCGGCUGCAGCGGGACCGCGUCUGCCUGGAGGAGGUGACGGGAGCGGCGCUGGCCGGGGCGCCCACGGACGUGCGCGGUGUGGUGAGGGUGCUGAGUUGUCCCGGCUCCAAGGAGGUGACGGUGCGCUACACCUUCAACGAAUGGCUCUCUUUCCUGGACGUUCCGGCUCUGCCGCUCCCGGAUGGGGACCCUUCGGAUGGCUCUGCUCCGGUCGAGCGUUACCAGUUCUCGCUCUGCCUUCCUCCUGGUUUGCCAGACGGGACGGCCGUGCACUUCGCCAUCUGUUAUCGAAGCCAGCAAGGGGAGCAUUGGGACAACAACGGCGGGGCCAACUACACCCUCCGCGAUUGCAGCUCGGAGAAGUCAGCGACUCCCCUGUGAUGAGACUCGGGAGGCCGGGUUGCCAGCCCGGCUUUUGCGAGAGCCUGAAAUUGCUCCAGAAACCAGCCUAAUUUGCCUUGCGUUAUUACAAUCUUCCGGAGUCCUGCAGCACAAGCAUCCUAAGGGCUGAACCUAUUAUCCACGACUUGCCUUUCUGCCCCUUUCUUCCUUCUAGCGGUCCAAACUUGCGAGAGAGCCCAGCCAAUACCUUCGCGCUUCAGUCGUCGUGCCGCCAGCCUGGGAAGCCUUGCGGGCUUCGAAUUGGAUCGAAGAGGCAGCCGAAUGGGAGAAUCGUGGUCCGGCUUAGGAGAGAGAGAAGCCAGCAUUUGCGUUGUUAACAAGAAUCCUGAAUGUUUCUGGCACUUUUGACCAGGAAAAUGAGAAUGCUAUAAGACCCACUGGAUAGCAGUUCUAGUGAAGUCUCUCUUUCGUGGUAUGGGUAUCUGAGUUGGGGCUAUGUCCACUUUUGGGUAUGAAAAAGAGAAUGAACUACAGUAGGAUUGGAACUUUGUCCCCUUUAAAGCCAUCUUUAUUGAUUUGAGCUGCUUUUUCCUGUUUUAGGCAGUGACUUCUACAAGGCCUAGAAGAAUGCUGCCCAAAUUCAGAACACUUCUCUGGGAAUUGGAUAACCAGAGCAAAAAAUGUUUGAAUAGGGUUUUCCCUUGCCUAUUGUGCCUUAGAACAAAGCUUCUUUAUAAUUGCAGCUAUGAAAUUAUGUUAUUUUUGCAAUAUAUCAGUCUAUAAUGGAUGACUACUCUCAUUAAGCUGUAAGUGAUAUGUAUGUUGGAAACUACUUGCUUAAAAGAUUACUUACACUUCUUAGCAGGAAUUGAUCAGCUCUUGAAGAAAUGGUGCAUGGUUUGCAUUGAAAAUUUUAAUGUCUGCUCCAUUAUCCAAGGGAAUCACAUGGCUUAAGAACAAUUCCCAUGCUACUUGGAGAUCCAUAUAAGCUGUGAACUAAGUAUGUAUGUGAGAAUUCAAAUCUGAAUGACUAUUAGUAGGCUGACUUUAGAGGAUGAGGAUGAGGCCUAGAGGAUGACCAAAGGAAAAGGAGGUGCAACAGUAGAAGUUUUCUGUCUAGAUGCAACUUGCAUCCCCCCUACCCUCAUUGAAAUUUAAUAAUGUAUGUAUAAAAGAGAAGUACAGGAUAGUUACCCCUUUGGGCCUUUGGCUAUUCUAUCAGUUAGCUAUGAGCAGUGAGCAGUGCAAAUACAAUUAAAAUGAUUUUCUGCUUCAUGACUACUACAUUCUUUAAAAUGCAGAUUCCGUAUCUCCAAAUCAUGUCAUGUUGAAUUUUGAAAACUUACCUGAUAGUAAUAGAUGGAAUGCACAACACUGAAUUGUAAUUUUGAAGGAACAGUUCAGUAAACUCUUGAUUAGUUGAAUAGUUUCUUCCAGAUCUUAACUAAGUGAUCUAAAAUUAACCUGUUCAGCAAUCAGGUUGAAUUAAGAUCUCCUUAAUGUAAUUCCCUUCAUAUGUAACUGCAGAGUUGAUUAGGUGAUGGGUGGCUAUAUAAAUGUUAUAAAUAAAAUAAUAAAUACAUUAAAAUAUUUGCCUUUCAAGGACAAAA
Ahaetulla prasina is the source of this 2737-nucleotide messenger RNA. It is a transcript of the gene PPP1R3G, whose product is annotated as protein phosphatase 1 regulatory subunit 3G. The coding region runs from base 120 to 1166 and encodes 348 amino acids. Gene Ontology annotation, cellular component: protein phosphatase type 1 complex. Gene Ontology annotation, molecular function: protein phosphatase 1 binding; glycogen binding. Lineage: Eukaryota; Metazoa; Chordata; Lepidosauria; Squamata; Colubridae. The record is from RefSeq and is a predicted model, not a curated record. The transcript has a single exon. Gene Ontology annotation, biological process: regulation of glycogen biosynthetic process.